ACAAGAUGAUCAACAAAAUCUUAGCAAAUGAGAGAUAGCAGUAAAUCUACAGUUAUGCUAAAAAGAUUGAAACAUGUCGGUCAUAUGCAACAACAUAUGAGCAGAAACCUGAGAUUUUCUUUUUACAGUUCUGGAGAUGUAAGUUACACUGACAGUGCCCCAAAUAUCAGUAAAACCCAUGAAUCAGAUUUGGAAACCAAUUGGGAAAGAUUGCUCAAGCCUUUUGAUCUCGAAGAGCUCCGAAAAUCGCUUCCAUGGAUUACCCCGUUUCGUCUGUGCAAGUUACUUGAACUCCCAAUUGACGUCCCAACUUCUAUGGAGAUAUUUCAUUGGGCAGGUAAACAAAAGGGUUAUUGCCAUUCAUUUGAUGUAUACUACUCAUUGAUUGAUAAACUUGGAGUUGCCAUGGAAUUUAAGAUGAUAGAUAAGUUAUUGUUGAUAAUGAAGGAAGAAGAUAUAACUUUUAAGGAAUCCAUCUUUAUCAUGAUUAUGAAGCAUUAUGGUAGAGCUGGUUUGCCUGGGCAAGCCACUAGGGUUCUUUUAGAUAUGAUGACUUCAUUCUCUUGUGAGCCAACUUUUAAAUCCUACAAUGUUGUUUUGCAUAUACUUGUGGAAGGAAAUUGUCCUGAAGUUGCCCCAAAUGUGUUUUAUCAGAUGUUGAAUAAGGGUAUAUCUCCUAAUGUCUAUUCUUUCGGUUUAGUAAUGAAAGCUUUGUGCUCCAUUAACGACGUAGAUACAGCUUGUUCGCUCCAAAAGGACAUGAUGAAAUACGGUUGUGUACCCAAUUCGGUUAUUUACCAAACCCUAAUACACGCGCUCUCGAAGUCCAAUAGAGUAAACGAGUCUUCCAAACUUCUAGAAGAGAUGUUCCUAAUGGGAUGCACUCCCGAUGUUGAGACAUUCAAUGACGUAAUCCUUGGACUCUGCAGGAGCAACAGAGUGCCAGAGGCCGCGAGAAUGGUUGAUCGUAUGAUCACAAGAGGGUUCUCUCCAAAUCAGAUAACCUACGAGGUUUUGAUGCGCGGUUUAUGCAAGAUGAAGAGAGUAGACCAAGCGUGUGCCUUAUUGGAGAAAGUACCUAAUCCAUGUAUAGUCUUGUUCAACACGUUGAUCUCUGGAUAUGUUAGCGAUGGGAGGCUUGACGAGGCGACAGCUGUCAUGAACGAUGAUAUCCCUAGAAAUGGCUGUGAGGCGAAUGUCUACACUUACACUAUGCUUGUCCAUGGUUAUUGCAAAAUGGGUUCUUUAAGUUUGGCUUGUGAUAUGGUCAAAGAGAUGGAAUCAAAGGGUUGUGAGCCUAAUGUUUAUACUUAUACAAUUUUGAUUGAUUCCUUUUGCAAGAGGGGGAAAUUAAAGGAAGUUGGUUAUAUAAUGGAAGAGAUGUCAUUCAAGGGGAUAUCCCUUAAUGAAGUUGGAUAUAAUUGCUUGAUUUCCUCUUUGUGCAAACACAGUAAGAUCGAUGAGGCUUUACAAAUGCUAAACAACAUGUCAAACAAAGGAUGCAAACCGAAUGUAUUCACUUAUAACUCAUUGAUAUUCGGAUUGUGCAGAGUCGAUCGAUUGGAAGAAGCCUCGAUAAUGUUUCGCGAUAUGGUUCUAGAUGGGGUUAUCGCGAACACGAUAACGUACAACACAAUGAUUAACGGUUUCUUAAGGAAUGGUUUAACGGAAGAUGCACUUAAGCUUGUAAAUGACAUGCUAUUUAGAGGUUGCCCACUCGACGAAAUCACUUGUAAUGGAGUUAUUAGGGCACUUUGUAACGACGGAGCGGUUGAUAAGGCGAUGGGAUUCUUUGAGGAAAUGAUUGGAAAGGGAAUGAAGUUGAGUGUUGUUUCUUGCAACAUUUUGAUUAACGGGUUUUGUAGGACUUCAAAUGUACAAAGUGCGCUCGAGUUUUUGAGGGAUAUGGUGCAUCGAGGAUUGACACCGGAUAUUGCUACUUAUAAUACCUUAAUUAAUGGAUUAUGCAUUAUGGGACGUAUUGAAGAAGCUAUGAAUUUGCUUGAUAAGUUAAGGUCAGAAGGAAUAUCUCCGGAUGCUAUCACUUACAACACAUUGAUAAGUUGUCAUUGUAAGUUAGGGAUGUUGGAAGAAGCUCGUGUAAUUCUUUGUAGAGGCGUGAAUAAUGGGUUUAUACCAAACGAUGUUACAUGGUUUAUAUUGGUGAAGAAUUUUGUAAAAGAAUGCAGGUAA
Messenger RNA from Impatiens glandulifera, 2193 nucleotides. RefSeq names its product pentatricopeptide repeat-containing protein At5g64320, mitochondrial-like. The transcript has a single exon. Bases 28 to 2193 code for a protein of 721 amino acids. The record is from RefSeq and is a predicted model, not a curated record. Gene Ontology annotation, molecular function: protein binding. NCBI's taxonomy places the organism in Eukaryota, Viridiplantae, Streptophyta, Magnoliopsida, Ericales, Balsaminaceae.